AUGGCAGCCAUCGUGGAACCGGUCUCGUCACGGGAGUUAGAAUGCCGCAAAAUCUGUGUCGAACGCUUCAUCUUUGCCAUCAUGUACAGUGUGGCGGCCCAGUACGUGUUGCUGACGAUGUUUCUGCUACUGGUAAACUUUAGUGUGCUGCACCCGAUCGGUUGGCUAUUGGAUUCGUUCCGGUUGCUCUGUUCACUUUCCACCUGGAUGUGGAUCAUGCCACUGAUAAGUGCUGUCAUCGUGCACGGAAUAUUCCUGGCAAAGUCGUAUCUCUCGGGAGUUACCUAUUGCCCGACCAGAUUCCAGCAAAUCUACCGGACUAUCAUACAAAAAUGGAUUCUGCUGGUAGUGAAUUGCGCUAUUGGAUUUCUAACGGCUUGGCUUUACACUCGCUUUCUGCGUGAUGAAUAUCGAAAUCUGUUCCUACCGGCUGAGAAUGGAAAGUAUAUUCUGAAUGAAAAAUAUUUGUUUCUCGUACUCGGAGGGACGUUCGCCGGUGUGUACUUUUUCAUCAAGAAUAAAACCGAGCAAGCCAGCCUAAGUUUUCCGGUUAUACAGCAAGCCCGGUACCAACAGAUACGAUCUCAGCUCUACGACAUCGUCUAUCGGUCACUUUUUAAGUCGGUUGUUCCAACGUUGAUAUAUACGAGCUUUUUCUACACAUUCUGCUGUGUCUAUUUCCGGCACAAAGUGACGGCACUCUUUCAAGGUGUCACGUUGGCCGAAGAGUCAUCGCUGGGGUCGUUCUACUCGAUCCUGAUCGAUAUUCGUUUAUUGCUGUACUGUUGGAUUUUACUGUCUCAAAUCCUGAGCAAUAUGAACCUGAUGCAGAUGUUGUUUCACAUCUUUCUAACCGAGUACCGAGAAUUCCCGCUGGAAAGGUCUUCGAUGGUAACAGAUUCCGAAGUAACUCUGACGGAAGCGUUGGCGAGUAAACAGAUUCUGAUCGUCCAACAGUUGGCGGCAUUAAAUUUGUUCACGAUUGCAGAGGAUCACGAUGGCACUCGAAGAAGCCGACUCUACGCCUUGUCAAUACCCGGUGGACAUCCGUACAAUUGGCGACUGGUGUCUGGGGAGUGUAUACGCCUUAUACGGCACUUUUCAGCCGAAUUGUCCAAAUCGAUUGAAGCCGCAUCAUCGCAGGCACGACCAGAGGUGAACAAACUUCGUCCUACCGCUUCGGGUGAUGCCGAGAAAAUUUUGAUGAAACAGUACAAUGAGAGCUACGGCAUUCGUAGUCUUUCCUCAUUCGCAGAAUCUGCUACAGAUCCAGCAUCAAAACCACAACCCAGUAACAUCUGUCAGACCGUCGAUCGGCGCCUCGAUGUACUGCGCAGUAUGCUCUGCAGCAUCCCUGGCAUCUACUAUCUUUUUGGGGAACCGAAAACCGCUAAACCGUGCUACCUGUUGGCCAGCCAAUCGCAACAAAUCGUUUGGGUCAGUCAGGCUCUGGCGUCGUUGGCAGCACACUCCAUCGCCGAAGACCAGUUCGGGGUUGUUCAAGACGACCUGCCAUCGAUUAUCAGAACAUUGCUGCAUCUGAAACAGACCGUUGACAAAGUGGGCUCAAUUCAGCUCGACGUGAAAAAGGUUGACCGAAACUAUCUGGCACUGAGAGCGGCCAUUCGUAGAAGCUUGUACCGAAUCACGUACGCCUUCGCCGAUUAUCUGAUCGAUAUUGUUUUGGAACCAAACGACAUAAAGGCCCUGCAAGGAUUCAUCAACUACAGGGAGGUGUAG
This is a messenger RNA of Malaya genurostris, 1740 nucleotides long. Its product is annotated as nucleoporin Ndc1-like. Gene Ontology annotation, cellular component: nuclear pore transmembrane ring. NCBI's taxonomy places the organism in Eukaryota, Metazoa, Arthropoda, Insecta, Diptera, Culicidae. The record is from RefSeq and is a predicted model, not a curated record. The transcript has 2 exons. Gene Ontology annotation, biological process: nuclear pore organization. Gene Ontology annotation, molecular function: protein-macromolecule adaptor activity. Bases 1 to 1740 code for a protein of 579 amino acids.